AUAAACGAAGCUUUUGACAGUAUAGUUGCUAUUCCUCUUCGCAGAGACAAAGCAUAGUGAGAGUGAAGGAAAAGUAAUCACCAGUUUGAAACGCAGCGUUUUGGUUUUCAUAUGCAUCCUCAAAUCUGAGACAUAUACCUUCUUCUACUGACAGGAUGAGUGCAAAGGUUGACACGACAUCUGCUGUUGAGAUUUCCAGUACUAAGAUGUCUGGAACAACUGCUUCGUCUGUAACACCAUCUAGUAGCCAGAAGGUUUCCAAGUUUGCUGCAAAAUCUGGAUUUGUUAUACCAAAAAACAAAUUAUCAGGCUCAUUAGUUCCGAUUUUUCGAGUCAAAAAGCCGGGAGGUGGUGACGCAGCUGAUGAGGAAAGUACCAAAGUGGUGCAGAGGAAAACAAAAUGGGGCCCUGAUCUCACACAGGAUGCUGCUGUCAAAAGGGGAAGAGCCUUAGCUUAUCAGACGAGGGUGGACCAAAUUACGCAACAGCUAAUAUUGGGAUCUUUGGAGGCUGGGGACACUCAAGACUCAUCAAUAACAGCUGAAAAGUUAGAUCACAGAUCUCCAAGUCCUCAAAGAAAUAGUGAGAAGUCGGAGCUUUUGGAACUUGAAAAGCGGGAAGCCAUAGGUGAAUUAUUGAAACUGAAUCCAAGUUACAAGGUCCCACCUGAUUAUAAACCAUUGUUGAAGGAGUCAAGAGUUCCAAUCCCUGUCAAAGAAUAUCCUGGGUUCAAUAUUAUUGGCCUACUAUUCGGGCCGGGAGGUGAGAAUCAAAAGCGAUUAGAAAAAGAAACUGGAGCCAAAAUACAAGUUUAUGGUAACAAAGCAGAGACAGGAGAGAAGGGAGAAAUUAAACCGUCUGAUGGAAAUGAAGUUCAGGGUGCUUAUGAAGAGUUAUAUGUUCAAAUAUCAGCUGAAACAUUUGAGAAAGUUGAUGCAGCGGUUUCUAUUGUUGAGCUGCUAGUCUCCUCAGUAUCAGGAAAUUUGGCUGCUGUAUCCACAGCAUCUACAUCAGUUUCUGGGGAUAAUAGUGAUGUUCUCACUCAAAGACAAGAUGCAGCCACCUCGCACAUGUUUCCUACAGGUGUAGUACACCAGGGAGCACUGCAACCAGAGGCCAGACCUACACAAACUCCUUUACAAGGUCAAUUUCAAUUCCCUGGGCUAUGGUUCCCAUCAGGUCAAUCUCACAGUGCAAUGCAUGCAUCUCCUGGCCUCUUUCCUCCAAAUCCUUCAGCACCAAGUCUCAACAAUUAUGUCCAUUUAUCCUCAUCACCUUUGAAUCCUUCAAACAUGCCUUCUUUGUUUGGGCCUCGACCAACUCCAAUGGUUGGAUUCAACUCAAUUCUCCAAAACCCACCUGCCGUUCCACCUAGACCACAGCCACCGACACAAGUUCUACAGAAUCCUUACAUGGGAGGUCCUUUUGGACAUAUUGGCCAACACAGAAAUCUUUCCAUGGCAGCGUUACAGCCCUCAUCAGCUCAGCCUAAUGUUUCAGGUCCAUUUCCAUUUACUAGUAGCCAACCCCCACCAACAAGGCCUUUAAUGGUUUCACUUCCUCAACCAAUGUCUGGUAUUCAACCCAGAUCAAUAUCUGACCGACCUCUGACCCCUUCUGGGAGCUCUACUGUAUGGUCUGCCCAUGGUAGUGCUUCAGCAUCUCUAGGUCUGAGUAACAUGGGGCAGAUGGCUCCACCCAACCAGCCUCAUCCUCAAAAUCCACAACCUGGUGUUGCAUCUAUGACACCACCUUCAAAUAUGUCAACAACCAGUUUGGGUUCACCUAUCAUCUUUCCUCAGCCAUCCACUCCCCAGUUUUCCAGUAAUGUUGUAAACCGUCCUUUUGCAACCCCACAUUUUGCAUUGAAUCCACCACCUCAAGGGGGAAAUCCAGCUUCAUUUUCUGCUUCUCUACACCAAACUCAAGCACCUAAUUCAUCUACAAACCCAGGAUUGGGAUCUGCACCAAUUCCUUCACCAUCAUCCACACAACCACCUUUACCUCUGCAAGCAGGAAGACCAAAUUCUGUUUCUGGAAGUACAACAAAUUUCACUUCCAUAAAACCACCGAUGGUGACAGCUCCAAGUUCUGGUGAUUUUACUUUUCAACCUCACCGGCCGCAGAAUCCAGUCUCUCAAACAGUUCCCACUGCAUUAAGCAGUCAACCUGCAAGUCAGAGUACUCUGCAGAUGCAACCUCCAACAACUCAGGCACCAUCUUUUCACUUGGCUAUGCCCAAAAUAACACCUCAACCUGGCAAUCAAGUCUUUCAAAGGCCACAGUUCAGUAAUCCAGUAGGUCAGCCGCAAGCACCUGUAUCUGCUGUUCCCUAUUCUGGAAGCCAAACGCCAACAGGUCCACCCAGACUUCCAGCAUAUCCAAAUGCAAGUGUUGCUCCUAGGACUCCACUCCCACAAAUGGGCCCAAGGAGCUUUAAUCCAGCUCCACAAAUGCCCAAUUUGCCUGGUCCUAUCCUUCCCAGGCCAGGGAAUUCUCUGCAACUUCAACAAAAUUAUCCAGCUCGCCCAACUAGGCCGGAGAUUCACUUGGCUCCAAAUCAACAAUUUAGCAACACUUUUGCCUUUGCUUCUAGUAAGCCAGGUUCUAAACCAGGCGGACAGCAGAUUUAUGAUCCUUUCUCGCCCACUUCUGUGCCUACCUCAAAGUCUGAGGGGUAAUCUGUCAAAGGUGAAUAAUCCAGAGUAGGAGGAUUUGAUGGGUUCAGUUGGAGUGAAAUAACUUGGGAGUUAGUACUACACUUGUUGGCUAACUGUUUGAAGGGUCAAUAGGGCCCAAAAGAGGAGUAUAAAUUUAUAGGUUUGUAGAAUUGACAGGUUUCUGUUUGUAAUGUUAUUUUUAUAGCAGUAUCUAUGUCGCAAUAUAAUUUUUUUCCCCACUGGUUCUCUUUA
This is a messenger RNA of Quercus robur (English oak), 2912 nucleotides long. Its product is annotated as flocculation protein FLO11. NCBI's taxonomy places the organism in Eukaryota, Viridiplantae, Streptophyta, Magnoliopsida, Fagales, Fagaceae. Gene Ontology annotation, biological process: regulation of mRNA splicing, via spliceosome. Bases 156 to 2681 code for a protein of 841 amino acids. Gene Ontology annotation, molecular function: mRNA binding. The record is from RefSeq and is a predicted model, not a curated record. The transcript is spliced from 9 exons. Gene Ontology annotation, cellular component: nucleus.